Messenger RNA from Rubroshorea leprosula, 2352 nucleotides. Lineage: Eukaryota; Viridiplantae; Streptophyta; Magnoliopsida; Malvales; Dipterocarpaceae. The record is from the annotation of a GenBank genome assembly.
AGUCAAAUUUCCAUUUGGGUUUGAUGAAUUCUCCGUCAAUCCCAUUGGGUUUGUGACAAAAAUUCGGUGAAGUUGCACGCUUUCACACAUUGUUUGACUUUGGGUUUGCGUACAAUUCAAGCGCACCUCCAUUCUUAGCGUAUUCGUCCUCUUUUUCUUACAUUGCAUUUUUUGCAUUUUCUCUCUUCUUGUUAAUGAUCUUUUUUCUGUUAUUCCCAUUUGUCCAGUUUUUCUUUUCUUAAUUGAUGUUUGGUAGAUUUUUUUUGGAGCCAAAAAAAACAAAGGGUCUCACUUCUAUUGUUCUCUUCAUCUUCUUCUUUAUUUCUUCAUUCUGAAUCGAUUAUUCAUUCACACACAAAAAGAAAGAGAAGGAGAUAAAAGGGUGUGAGAGAGAAUCUAUAUUUUUGGUCAGUGAUUGUGCCUUUUUGGGCUAUUGGCCGCCUUAUAUGAUCUGGGUCUCUGCUUCCACCAUUUCUGCAGUUUAUUGAUUUGUUUGAGCAGGUAAAAGCUUCAUUGUUUUUGAGCAGAUAGCAUUGCGCAUUAUGGGUUGGCUUCACAAAAUCUUUAAAGGUUCUGGUGGUAGAGUUCCAGAACAGCAUAAUAAUGGGAAUCAUAGAGAGUACCCAAAUUAUUAUGGACCUUCUACUUCAGGGGGUAUGUGGUCAGGGCGGGAGAAUGAAGAUAUAGACCACGCUAUUGCACUAUCACUUCUAGAAGAAAACCAGGGGAGAAGUGCAAUAGAUAAUGGACAUCAGCUGGAGGACGAUGAACAACUUGCCCGAGCCAUACAAGAAAGCCUGAACUUUCAGUAUCCUCCAAGACCUCCACAAUAUGGACACGGAAAUAUUUAUCAGCCUGUUCCAGUUCAUUUUCCAAUGGGGUUCAGGAUUUGUGCUGGUUGCAACACUGAGAUCGGUCAUGGACGAUUCCUAAAUUGCCUGAAUGCAUAUUGGCAUCCAGAAUGUUUCCGUUGCCAUUCUUGUAACCUUCCAAUUUCUGAUUAUGAGUUCUCUAUGUCUGGGAACUACCCUUUUCAUACAUUUUGCUAUAAAGAGUGCCAUCAUCCAAAAUGUGAUGUCUGCAAGCACUUCAUUCCAACAAACCCUGCUGGUCUGAUUGAAUAUAGGGCACAUCCUUUCUGGAUUCAAAAGUACUGCCCCUCUCAUGAACAUGAUGGUACUCCACGAUGCUGCAGCUGUGAGCGAAUGGAGCCGAGGGACACAGGAUUUGUUGGCCUUAACGAUGGGCGGAAGCUCUGUUUGGAGUGUUUGGACUCUGUCAUUAUGGACACCAGCGAAUGCCAAUCCCUUUAUCGUGAGAUAAAAGCAUUUUAUGAAGGUUUAAAUAUGAAAGUAGACCAGGAAGUUCCAUUACUCCUGGUUGAAAGGCAAGCAUUAAAUGAGGCCAGGGAAGGAGAAAAACAUGGCCAUUAUCACAUGCCAGAGACUCGAGGGCUCUGCCUUUCUGAGGAGCAGACUGUCAGCAGUAUUCUAAGGAGACCAAGAUUUGGGAGAGGAAAUCGAGCCGUGGACAUGAUAACAGAACCCUUCAAAUUGACACGUCGAUGUGAAGUGACCGCAAUUCUCAUUUUAUAUGGCCUUCCAAGGCUACUUACUGGCUCAAUCCUGGCUCAUGAAAUGAUGCAUGCAUGGAUGCGACUACAAGGUUUCCGGACUCUCAGUCAGGAUGUUGAGGAGGGUAUUUGUCAAGUGCUAGCACACAUGUGGUUGCACUCUGAGCUCUCAUCCAUUUCAGGCAGCAAUGUUGCAUCAAGUUCAUCCUCAUCUUCCUGGAGAACAUCAAAAAUGGAAACAAGAUCUCAAUUCGAUAAGAAGCUAGGGGAGUUCUUCAAGCACCAGAUUGAAUCAGACCGUUCCCCAGUCUACGGAGAUGGCUUCAGAGCAGGCCAGCAAGCAGUUCAUAAGUAUGGCCUUAGACGAACCCUCGACCACAUACGCAUGACAGGGAGAUUUCCUUAUUGAAUUCCAAAAAUUCUUACUACAUUUCUUCAUUCUUUCACAUUGGUUAAAGCUUGGCCUUUUCAUAUUAGAGCUUAAGGUCCAAGCACAUAGGAUGAUCAUCUCUUUCUAUAGAGUAGGAUUCACUGUUCAGAGAUUCCAUUUCCUUACGGCUGUUAGUGACAUCAAUUUCUUGUUUUUGAUUAAUUCAUUAUAUGAUUAUAUUCUUCAUUUGGUAUAGUUUAUGUUACAAUAGUUCACUCUAUUUGGAUUAGCUGUACCUUCUUAAAAAUAGGCUUUUUCACAAAUUUAUUUUUUGUUGUACAGUGAGAAACAAUCAUCUCAUCUCAUCUCAUUUGCAUGUUAUGUAAUUAGAAGUCAAGACUUUUUAUUU